ACAAGCAGGAAGCUCCCUGCCCUUAUCAGACCAAUUGCAAACAAUAGAGCCCGUGUGUGGCGAGUUGUUUUUCUUUAUCACAGCGGAGAGAAGGACUCUCACACAGACAGAGGUGAAAAAUGAGCUCAGCCGAGGACCUGCUCAUCAUCUAUGAGGCGGAGGCAGAGCAGUGGGCUGUAUACCUGCGCUCUAUCUUCGCCGGGCCCGUCUGGGAGGGAGGGAUCUGUUGCUACGACAUCGCCACAGUGACCAGCCGGCGGGAGGACUUUCUGCGACUUGGCCAGUACAAGGUCAAGCUGUUAAUCCUCUCCAGGGGAAUGCUAGAGGGCCUGUGCCAGCUCCGCCGCUUCUUCCUGGCCCGGGUGCUGAAGCCUGCGGCCCACGUGGUGGUGCUUCUGUGUGGGGUAGACAGCCUGGCGCCCCUCCUGGAGGUGGUGCCCCUCAAGGGGGACGAGUGUCUGCAGAUAUCCAGCGAGCAAGACGCCCAUGAGUACCUGUCGGCUGUGACCGAUAUUGUGCAGAGAGGGCACCAGGCUGCAGCAGGGAAUGUCAGUGCUGUUCCUGGGAAGUUGACAGGACCGGAUCUAAAGCUGGAGUUAAACCAAAAGUUGGAGAGCAGGCAGUCUACCGGAGCCUCCAGUACCAAACCCAACAACAUGCUGCUGGUCCCCUCCAGAGUUCCCUGUGGGACGCCAGGCGAUGUGUUCAUUCUUUUAAAAGAUACUGUAGCCAGUAAAGAUGCUGAGGUUGAGUUCAGUAGGAGUAAACAGAGGGUGAGAGUGAAACCUGUCCACUGGAACAAACACACCCUCUGUGUGAACGCAGCAGACUUCCAAGCAGGAAGUGUGGGCGUAACACUGUACUGUAGUGGGGUGGCGAUGGGGAAGGCCCAUCUGCAGUACUACAGCAGCAUGGAGGAGAUGGCUCGCCUUCUGACCAGGGUGGCAGACCCUGUGGACUUCAUGUGCCAGUCUCUUCAGGUGUCCUCGGUAGAGAAGCUGGACCAAAGGCUGUCCUCCAUGCUGUUGGAAGCCAUGCCCUCCACAGGCUUCCAGGGACUGCAGGGAGAUGACCCACCCGAAGGGGAGACGCUCCCAGAGGAUGUGCCGUCACUUCUCCACUUUGCAGCCCAGAACGGGUUUAAAGACGUCUCCGGUGUGUUGCUACAAUGUCCUGGGGCGAAAAGAGCUCUGUGCACAACUAACCGCCAUGGUCAGACGCCCGCUGAGAUCGCCCAACAUAAUGGCCACGAUGAGCUCCAUGUAGUGCUGCAGCAGACCCUGAAUAUGUUCACCGUGGGCAAGGACAGUGAUGACAGCAGUAUCUAUGAGAUGAUGUGCACAGCAGGGAAUCCCAGUGCUCCAGACAUUCAGAGAGAGCAGCAGGGAGAGGGGGAUGAGGUGGGGGAGGAUGAGGAGGACCUGUACGCCCCGCUAGGUGUAAAUGAUGAAGAGUAUGACACCAUCUUGACCUCCAGCAGCGCCGUCGUUAUUGCUAACAGACCACCGGCGCCCACACCCCGGCCCGAAACCACCUCCGUCAAAGAGGACAGCACCCCCUUCAUAGCUCAAGUGUUCCAGAAGAAGAUGUCACAGAGCGAUACUGAAACCCUGUAUUCUCUACCCACUAAGCAAGCACGCGGGCGAGACGGCAUCUCCUCCACGUACGACACAUUUGUGCCCAACCAGCCGCCUGGGCUGGAGCAGCUGAUUGAGCUGCAGGAGAAGGUGAAGAGAGGCUCUCUCAGUAUGGACGAGGCUCUGGAGAGGUUCAGUGACUGGCAGAGGGUCCAGAAGGGAAUGGACGCCAUUCAACAGGAGAAACUACGCCAGCUGAGGGCGAGUAUCAUCAACAACCGAGAGGACGAUGAAAGUGUCUAUGAUAAAAUCAACAUCAUCCAUCACACACCCAAUGUGACUGUGAAUGAAUGUCGCAGAGGAAGCCAGCCGGUGGAGACUGACUUUUACAGCAAACCACUUAAAGGACAACAUGUGCCAUCAAACAAGAAACAAGACAUUUAAGUUAUUUGUUUUAGUCUCAUCCAUUCUGAAGAACCAAGCUCUUAUAGAUAGAAAUGAAUAUGUCUAUGUCCUGCAUCCCUAUAAGAUAUUGAUACAUGGUAAAUGUAACGUGAUAAAGAUGGCCAUAUCCGUUAUACGACUAUGUUCAUUAAGUUAUUAAGUUCAAAUUAAAUCAUUUUAUUUCACAACGUCAUGCAAUUGUAUCUGGGGUGUAUAACUCAUACAGUCUAUGUGGUUAUACUGUAGGGGUAUGGGGUAGGUCAUUUCCUCAUUCUGUCUGUGUUACAUACAUACUAAAUGAACACAACUCACCUACAUAAUAUAGGGUACUAUACAGUUUGCUCAGGAUUUGUACCUUAUUAAUCAGUUGAAUGGGUUUUGCUAGGUUUGCUGGGCAUACUAGUUCAUAAGAAGUCCUACUCUGCCCUCUAGUGGACAAGGAAAAACCCUACACCUUCAGACUGUUGACCUCAACUCCUGAGGCAUUUCUAAAAGAUAUUCUUCAAGGUUUUAUGUGUAUCAUUCGUAUGGCGGUACAUAUCACAAAGUGAGCCUAUAUGCUCAUGUGAUCUGGUUCCUCUACUCUCAUAUUCUUGUGCAGGUUGAACACAAAUUAAUGAAUGCAGAAAUAGGCAACAGUAACAAUCACAUAAAACAUGUAGUCAUUAAUUUGGAGUAGGGUGAAGUUGCCCCAAGAUGCUGAUCUUGGGUCAGUUUUCCAUUUCUCCAAAUAAUGGUUAAGGUUUUAGGGGAGGGGAAGCUGAUCUAAGAUCUGUACCUAGGGGAAACGUCACCCCAAAGUCAUCCAUCUAUACAAGGGGAUAAACCGCCUCCGUCCAGCUGCUUGCAGUACAGGAAUCUGCCUUCAGAGGGCAGCAUCACAAAGCAGUGAUGUACAGGUUUAUCACUGGUCCAAGACUAUGAUUGAAUAUAAUUCAUGUUAGUUGUAGAUGUUUGGGGCGGGUAAUCUGAUAAACCUCGGAGCCAUAUACGAUUUUAAGGAUUUUAUUAUUGUAUGUGAUGGUGACUAUUGACAGAAAACUGACGUUAUUGUACCAAAGCAGUGGUUCAUUAUCACUGCCACACAAUACAGCAGCCGGAAUGGGUCUAACAAAAAAUGUCUUUGUAUUACUAGUAUUACUUUGUAUUACUAGUAUUACUUUGUAUUACUAGUAUUACUUUGUAUUACUAAUACAGGGCAAAACACAAACCUCAGGCUUGGGACGAAUUUAUCAGGGAACAAGGCGUAGCGUUCAGAUAGAAAUGUAAUAUAUAGAACAAACAUGUCCCUCUGACAUGUAGAAUAAGGAUUCAUGUAUGUUCCAUUCAUUGCAUUUCUAUUACAACGUUCCACAACGGUUGUCUGCUGAAUUAGAUUCCCUUGUCUAGAAACCCUGGCAUCAGUCAGAGCUGUUUGCCAACCAAGCAGCUGGGUACACGCUGGGUGCCAUUCUCCUGAUCAACCAUGCUCUUUGUGAAUAAUAUGUAUUAAAGCCCAUCAUUCCAUCUUGGUCCUGCCAGUUAGCCCUUUGGAGAUAAUCCGGCUCAGGCUGCAGGACCCCGUGGAAUCGGAGGCAUAUGUUUGUCUGUCACCUGCUGAGCAUAGUUCAUUCGGUCUUCCCUGUCAGGGCAUGGUGGUGGAGAUGGCCCUGGUUCAUCAUGCAUAAAUGUUUCAUGCUGCACAGCUAGAAAAGAGGAAGCUUCUUCCAGGAGCAGGUUAGCUUGUGUUCUGUCAAUGUCUUUAAUUUUGUUUAUGUGACAGUGUUUUGAUCUCUAAUAAUAAAAAUGUUGCAACACCUCA
This is a messenger RNA of Salvelinus sp. IW2-2015, 3822 nucleotides long. RefSeq names its product B-cell scaffold protein with ankyrin repeats. NCBI's taxonomy places the organism in Eukaryota, Metazoa, Chordata, Actinopteri, Salmoniformes, Salmonidae. Gene Ontology annotation, molecular function: protein tyrosine kinase binding; signaling receptor binding. The record is from RefSeq and is a predicted model, not a curated record. Gene Ontology annotation, biological process: negative regulation of B cell activation; B cell activation; negative regulation of phosphatidylinositol 3-kinase/protein kinase B signal transduction.